AUGAACGAACCUUCAAUAAUGAACCCUUUAAAAAAACAGCGAGGUAGACCACCAACAACGGUCGCAAGUAAAAUUCGUUCGAUUUUUUCACUUCGCCCCAUUGAACAGACUUACUUUCGAGAUUUUUCAGAAACUUUUAUUCCACAAAAAAAUUUUCCUGACAUUUGGGCUUCACGAGGUACUAACGGCGAAAACAGUGCGAAAAAUACUACUCCAGGUUUAAGCAAAGAGCAAUUUAAUGAACCGAAUGUACCACUUCGUUUAAAGUUAGUCGUACGUGAUGGGACUGAGGAAAAAUCCAAUAUGGUUUCAGUGAAGCCACCAAGAAAAAAGAAACCUAUUCCAAUGGAUCACAAAGAAGAAUUGAACCUUUUAUUAAAGUUAGAAAAUAUCGAGAAGCCUAUGUCACUAAAAGCAUGUAGAUUAAAAAGAAAAUUACAUCUAAGAAGACUAAAGCGAAGAUUAGGUUUAAAAAUAUUUGACAUUGACGCAACUGUUUCUGAUCAAAUGAGAUCCACGUCUGCAUUAGAAUUGAUGACAACAGCGGAGGAAGAUCUUCAUGAACUAAAGAAAAAUGAAGUUAAAAAUUUUGAAGUUAAUAAAUCAUCUGACAUUGAACUUUUAGACCAGAUUGCUAAAAUCACGCAUACUCCAUACAAUAAUUCAUUCGCAUCAAGACUGUAUGGCAAUCCUCGUUUGGCUACUACUCUUACUGUUGGUGAGCCUUGGACUAGUCCUUUUCGUAGAAAGCUAAGGCCAUAUAUCCGUAGGGAUUAUGAAACCAAGCCACCAAAACUACGUUUAUUACAAGAAAUUGUCAAAUAUGCUUAUCGUAAUGAACCAGAUUGGCUGCCACCACCUUCUAGUCCUAUUGAUUUUUGUUAUUUCCAAAAGGAACAUUUGAGUCAGGUCAAUGAUUUGCUGCAAAGAUGUUUUUGGCCAAGCAUUGAUGGUAAUCUCCUUUUCCCAGAUUUUAGUGUUGUAGCUAUGUACAGGCGAUUGGUGAUUGGAUGUGGGUUUAUGACACCGGAAGCUUAUAUCACGUAUAUUGCUGUUGCACCUGGAUGGGAAAAAUCAGGAAUAGGACAGUAA
Cetraspora pellucida is the source of this 1092-nucleotide messenger RNA. NCBI's taxonomy places the organism in Eukaryota, Fungi, Glomeromycota, Glomeromycetes, Diversisporales, Gigasporaceae. The record is from the annotation of a GenBank genome assembly.